ACAAAACGAAUGGAAGGGGAGGGACCAAGACAGGAACUACUACUGCAGGGUCCUGCUACCCACUUUCAGCUCACGUUAUGUGACAGCUUGUGGACUGCUGUACCCGAGUCACACUGAAAAUCGCGGUUUCUUUCCUAAAAAACACCAAUAUUCGACCAUUUUCUGCGACUAACAAGACGCGUCUGCAAAAGUACCUUUCAUCGAGUGCAUUGACCCGGACAGUCUGUGACACGCGGAGUGGGCCAUGGCCUUCCUUGGGAGCACAGUUCGGCGGUUGGUGUCAGCAGUGCGGCCCCAACGCUCUCCCUUGUGCCGGAUGCCCGCUCGCACCUGCAGCUCUGAGCCCACCAAGGAAAAAAAUGUUCCGUAUGAAAAGACACUCAAACAGGAUGGAUCUUCCUCUGGGCCCACUAAACCUUUACCCAAGUCAGCGGAUGUGGUGGUGAUUGGAGGAGGCAGUCUGGGCUGUCAGACCAUCUACCACCUGGCUAAAAUGGGGAUGACAAAUGCUGUUCUGUUAGAGAGAGACAGACUGACUGCUGGCACCACCUGGCACACUGCAGGCCUUCUGUGGCAGCUCCGGCCCAGUGAUGUAGAGGUAGAGCUCUUGGCUCACACCAGAAAUGUGAUCAGUAAAGAUCUGGAAGAGGAGACGGGUCUCCAUACAGGCUGGAUCCAAAAUGGAGGACUCUUCAUCGCCUCUAAUAAGCAGAGACUGGAUGAGUACAAGCGCCUGAUGUCUCUUGGUAAAGUUUAUGGUAUCGAGUCCCAUGUGCUGUCACCUGCUGAGACUAAGGACUUGUAUCCUCUGAUGAACGUUGAUGACCUGUAUGGAACCCUGUAUGUACCAAAAGAUGGCACCAUGGACCCAGCUGGCACGUGCACCACCCUGUCCAGAGCUGCAACCGCCAGGGGAGCCCAGGUGAUUGAGAACUGCCCUGUGACUGGUAUCCAAGUGCGUGCAGAUGACCUCGGUGUAAAGAGAGUGAAGGCAGUGGAGACCGCCUAUGGGACCAUUGAGACGCCCUGCGUGGUGAACUGUGCAGGUGUUUGGGCCACCAAACUGGGUGCUAUGGCCGGGGUCAGGGUGCCUCUUAUCGCAAUGCAUCACGCUUACGUGGUGACAGAGAGGAUUGAAGGCAUACAGAACAUGCCAAAUGUCAGGGACCAUGAUGCAUCCGUGUACCUGCGCCUUCAAGGUGACGCUCUUUCCGUGGGGGGGUACGAAUCCAACCCCAUAUUCUGGGAUGAGGUGUCGGAUAAAUUCGCCUUCAGCCUGUUUGAUCUGGACUGGGAUACCUUCAUGCAACAUAUUGAGGGUGCAAUCAACAGAGUUCCUGGUCUAGAGCAGACUGGCAUCAAGUCCACUGUCUGUGGACCAGAAUCCUUUACAGCAGACCAUAAACCGCUGAUGGGAGAAGCCCCAGAGGUCAGAGGUUUCUUCCUGGGCUGUGGCUUCAACAGCGCUGGCAUGAUGCUGGGAGGUGGUUGUGGCAGAGAGCUGGCUCACUGGAUCAUACACGGACGCCCUGAGAAGGAUAUGUACGGUUAUGACAUCAGACGUUUCCACAACUCACUGACAGACAACCAACGCUGGAUCAGAGAGAGGAGCCACGAGUCGUACGCCAAAAACUACUCUGUGGUGUUCCCCUUUGAUGAGCCGCUGGCUAGCCGGAAUAUGAGGAAGGACCCUUUCCACCAGGUGCUGACAGAGCAGGGCUGCGUGUUCCAGGAGAGACACGGCUGGGAAAGACCUGGCUGGUUCAACAAAGACUCGCCUGCUCCUGUUAAAGACUAUGAUUACUAUGGAGCAUAUGAAAACAAGAAGAAUGUGAACUACAAAUAUAAUGAACUACUGGGCAAAGAGUACACCUUCGGCUUCCCUCCACAUCAUGACGUGAUUAAGAGUGAGUGCCUCUCAUGUAGACACGGCGUGGCUGUGUUUGACAUGUCCUACUUCGGAAAGUUCUAUCUCACCGGACCAGAUGCCAAGAAGGCGGCUGAUUGGCUGUUUACCGCUGAUGUCAACAAGAAGCCAGGCGCCACUGUGUACACCUGCAUGCUGAAUAAGAAAGGAGGGGCGGAGGCUGACCUGACAGUGAGCAGGCUGGAGCCCGGAGCUGCCAACCUUCCACUGGCACCAGAGUCCAAUGGUGAUGCAUACUACCUGGCCAUUGGAGGUGGUGUAGCAGAACACAACUGGAACCAUAUCAGAACCGUUCUCCAGGACGAGGGCUUCAGCUGCCAGCUGACCGACCACUCUGAGGACAUGGGGAUGAUCAGCAUCCAAGGACCUAAGAGCCGGGAAGUACUACAGGAGGUGUUGGACACAGACCUGAGCAAUGAAGCUUUCCCCUUUUCAACCCACAAAGUUGUCAGCGCAGCAGGGCAUCAGGUGAGAGCCAUGCGUCUGUCAUUUGUGGGAGAGCUUGGCUGGGAGCUGCACAUUCCCAAAGUCUCCUGCCUUCCAGUCUACCACGCUGUCAUGGCUGCAGGCGCAAAGCACGGCAUCAUCAACUCAGGCUACAGGGCCAUCGACUCGCUCAGCAUAGAGAAAGGCUACAGACAUUGGCAUGCUGACCUCCGCCCAGAUGACACACCCCUGGAGGCCGGGCUAGGCUUCACCUGCAAAAUGAAGAGUUCAAUCCCGUUCCAGGGCCGUGAUAGGCUGGAGAAACAGAAAGCAGAGGGGCUGAAGAGGCGCAUCGUGUGCUUCACCAUUGACGAGAAAGUACCAAUGUUUGGUCUGGAGGCCGUUUUCCGUAAUGGCGUUCCUGUUGGUCACCUACGGCGUUCAGACUAUGGCUUCUUCGUCGAUAAAACUAUCGGUUAUGGAUACAUCCGCAACCCUGAUGGAGGAGUGGUGAGUGCUGACUUCAUCAGGAGUGGAGAUUUCACCCUGGAGAGGAUGGGGGUGACGUACAAGGCCAAGGCCCACCUCAAAUCUCCAUUUGACCCUGAGAAUAAACGUAUCAAAGGCAUCUACGCUUGAAACAGACCACACCUGUAAAAACUGAUGAGAGUAACAAGCUCCUGAUUGAAGAAUGAAGCUGAGAGAGGUGCAACUUUUACCAGCAGAUGCAUCAGUCUUAAUUUUGACCUCUUUGUGAAGUGCUGGGUAUCUGGAAUUAUGAUAAUUCUGUUCAUAUCUGUAAUUUGAUGGUCAUACAGGGGUUGUGACAGAACUUUGUGCCCACUUUAAAAUUGAGCUUUUUAAAGAUAUCCUAAAAUCUGUUUCAAGAUAUGAAAAGGUGUUAACAUAAACCUGACAAGAUUUUUGUUUGAUGUUAAGCUACAAAUGUUUAUACCCUCUCUGGGUUUAAGGGUAACUGUGUUUUUAAAGUUUGGGAUGCUUCUAUGAAAUAAGAUUUCUGCCAGUAUAUCCUAAGAUGAAGAACUGAACAGGCCUGACUAGUUGUCCCAGGGACCCAAGGGAUCAAGGAACCCUUCAUCAGAGCCUCUGCUUUAAUUGACUGUUUACAUUUCUGGUCGGAAGUUCUGUGAAAGAUGCACAAAACAAACAACAACAAAAAAGCAUGAAGAGAUACUAAACCACCACAAGAGCGAGAAAAGUAACCUCAUAGAAACUUUAAAUUACAUUACUUCAAUUACAAAUCAAGCAAAAUUACAACAAAGGACAAAAAAUUGCCACAAAAUAUAUCGAUGAGACAAACAACUGAAUAAAAAAAGCCCAAAACAACCACAGAGAGAUGCAAAACAACAACAAGGAGACAAAAAACAACUACAAAGAGAAAAAAACAAGGUAAGUGAGCAACAUAACAUUUAAGAGACUAAAAUCUAUUUCCAGUGAACAAAAAACGACAACAAAAUUGAGCAACACAACAUCAAAGUGUCACUUACAUCACAUAAAUAAGACAAACAACAAUCAAGAGAAACAAAAUAAAUAAUCUUAAUACUGAGAGUCCUUGUCUGUGUCAAGAACUGCCAAUUUAUGUAUAGCUUACUCUUUAUAAGGUCACAAUUGAGUCUUAAUCCUGCAGACCUAAAUAGUAGCAUGUGAUCCACUGUUAGCCGGAUUUAGAUACACAAACUAAACUGAAUCUUUGUUCAUGAGAAGCUAUCAAAGUCACAGCAAGCUAACUCAGUAAAAGUCCUCAGUUCUGAUUAAUCCAUGUCAUUAAACUUUUAGAACGGUAGUUUCACAGUAGACUAUACAUCUCCACUGAAACAUGACCAGCCAGUAUUAAAGUUAACAUAAGGAGGAUGUUAUCUUCAUAGUUUCAGGUAUAACAACUUAUAUGAACAUAUACAGUUAUUGUCUUUAUCACCUACAUACUGAUCGUGGGGAUUUUCAUACAUUAGUACAGUUGGGAAGGGGGUUCAAUAAAAUCUGAAUCAUAUAAAAAGAGUCCCUGAGUACUUCCCUUAAGAGAAAACUGUUGUAGACUUCUAUUUGAAAGGAGUGAUUUAAGAGUCAAGCAUUAAGUUUAGUUUUGUACUUUAUAAUGAGCCAUAUUAUAUUAUAUUGUAGUGUUAUAAGUUAAUUUAUCCCAAAGUGGUAUACAUAAAUAAGUAAAGGAUUCCUAAACUAUGCCAGGCCUUCAGGCAGUAAGAGUCAGAUCACAGUGACUGAUGUUUGUGCUGAUAAUGUUGAGUAAAACAGACUUUUUAAAACAGACACAGUCUUAAUGUUUAUCAGAGUUGGAGGAAAGGGGAGAAGAAAACACCCUGAGGCGCAUUGAACCAGCGAGGGACAAAACACUGCUGGAGAAAAAUGACAGAAUUAGAUGAGAGCUAUCAGAAAGCCGCAGUCACAGAUAGAACCUCGUUUUCUGAUCCACACCCCCCGCCGCUUUGCUCCGCGGCGAUAAACUGCCGCCGCUGCUGCUUGUAAACUCACAUCACUUAGUUUUGUUUUUUAAGCAGACAUGUUGUCAUUUAACAAGGCUAUCUACACAUCCAGGCAGCCUUUAGAGCUCUCAUUUGUCUUGUUUUGCUGUUAAAGCACACUUAACAUUUUGUGUAUCUGCUUCACAGAAAAGCCCUCCAGGAGUUCAGGGGGCAUAAACACUUCUCCCUUUUGCUGAAAGCACUUACACUCUGAAGCAUCUGUAGGAGGUGUUCAGCCCAUUAAAAACACCUGAACAUCAUUCAUUAAUAGCACUAAAUAUACAAAAAUGACUUAUCACAGCUGUGGAGUGAGAUAUGCUGAAAUAUUUAGAAGUUCUGUGUGAUUUAAAUGUACAUUUUGAAGAAUCAACCAACAGAGUCCUUAGGGCUCUUUGAGGGGACAAACUGAGAACUUUUAGUGCCUUCAUGUGUCGAUACAGUGAUAUGUAGACACGUAUAAAAGCUACAACUGCUAAAAAGUUUGGCUUGCUGGCUUCUUUGUCAACAAUUCUGGUCAGUUGGGAUGUCUGUGUCUGACUAUGGUGUCAUUUUUAGCAGGAAAACUGACUUUUUGUAAACACAGUCUCCAAGAUCUGUGUUUCUUCCCCCUUGGCAUCUUCUUAGGUAAUACACAACAACAAAAGGUGUGUGCAGGCACUGACUCAACCUCACUUUCCAGACAUCCAAACAGUGUUGCCUGUGUGAUGUUAGUCAUCAUCAGUGUUCUUUUGUUGUUGUUUUGUGGUCACAGUGACCCUGUGUACUUCAAGAAUACACAAGGAGACUUAGUAACAGACUGAACAGCAUGCUGCCUUUCACACCGGACACCUCAAGUGCAAGUUUGUUGUAUAAGCUUCAAUCUCUGGUGCACCAACUGCUGGGGCAGGAUUCAAAACCAAGCCGCAAGCUCAGGUGUUAAAAAAGAAAGUCAAUGUUGAAGUGCAAAAAAUGCAGUGUCUUGGGUGUCCACUCGAGGCUGAAUCCAAAAUCCAAUGAAUUAUCAUUGAUUCAUUGGUUUUUAGAGCCCACUGGAACUUCACAACGUUGUGUGUUUCUAGGUUGACCAAAAGUUAGGUUGAGUCAUCAUUUCCAACAAGGCAACCGUCACCAUUAGCUUUAGAAUUCUUCUUCAGGAACCAAUAGGUGAUGUCAAUAAGACUACGCCUUUGUUUUAAACAGUCCAUGUUCACAACUCAUCGUUAAUUGUGCACCAUUUGGGGAUUUACACAAGAAACCCAGUAAGUUCUUUGGCAUCACAUGAAAUGUAAGGGCUUUAAUCAUUUACUCAAUCAACACUUAAGUUACUCUUUACUAGUGAGAAUGGUAAAUAAUGUUAAUAUAUCCUACAGAAACAUAUGAGAAAAGGUAUCUAGUAGCAAUUUAGCACCUGAAUCAUAGGGGCAGUCGUGUUUUGGGAAUUCUGUGUUAUAUGAGCCAUAUAUAAGCUGUAGGUGCAAAGUAGUAUUGACAAUUGACAAAUCUGUGUUUACAUCCACUUAUACAAACACAGUGCAGGCCAAACAUUACAACCAGUUCAUCACACAGCCUGUAAACAGCAGCCUAAAUAAAUGUGCAGAUGUAGAACAAGGCAUUUGUAUGUAUAGGUACGACUCGCCUUCUCUGAGUGUGUUGCUGCACGUUCAGCACAAAGUGUUUACUAAUGUAGAGUGAUUCAUUGAUUCUGCCCAGCAGGCCAUUAAUCAUUGCAAUGGUUGUUCUCUGUAGUGGCUCAGGUUAAUAACAAGAUUUAUAUAGAAAAUGUGAAACAGAGCGAUAAAGCACCAUCACAAAUGGUCCCUUACAUAAAAUGAACACAAUUGUGUUGGGGGUUUUUCUACUUCAGUUUACAGAAUUUCUCUUCCCUACUUAGUGUGAUGUGAAUAUUGGAAAAGGCUGAUAAAAUUAAGGUUAGGUUGAUUCUGAAAGCUAGCGGUAUCAAUGUUUAAAUAAAUGCAUCGCUAUUGAAAAAAGGGUUUUGUAGUUAUUCUUGUUAGUAUUGUCAUUAGAGAGCUUUUUGACCUGUAAAAAGUGGAAAAGUAAGAGUCAAUUGUCAAAUCUUGUGUUAAUAAAUGUCUUACAACUGCCUA
Notolabrus celidotus (New Zealand spotty) is the source of this 6938-nucleotide messenger RNA. It is a transcript of the gene sardh, whose product is annotated as sarcosine dehydrogenase. The transcript has 22 exons. Bases 245 to 2992 code for a protein of 915 amino acids. The record is from RefSeq and is a predicted model, not a curated record. Gene Ontology annotation, cellular component: mitochondrion. Gene Ontology annotation, molecular function: oxidoreductase activity; protein binding. Lineage: Eukaryota; Metazoa; Chordata; Actinopteri; Labriformes; Labridae.